This is a messenger RNA of Fusarium falciforme, 477 nucleotides long. Its product is annotated as C2H2-type domain-containing protein. Gene Ontology annotation, biological process: DNA damage response; DNA replication. NCBI's taxonomy places the organism in Eukaryota, Fungi, Ascomycota, Sordariomycetes, Hypocreales, Nectriaceae. Gene Ontology annotation, molecular function: double-stranded DNA binding. Gene Ontology annotation, cellular component: nucleus. The transcript is spliced from 3 exons. The record is from RefSeq and is a predicted model, not a curated record. The coding region runs from base 1 to 477 and encodes 158 amino acids.
AUGGCUAGUGAGCCAGGAUCUUCACGCCAUGUCGACAAGUUCAGGAUGGCGGGCUUGGACCGUCCAAGCAACCUACUCUUGCUGAACCUCAGACUCAUCAGCUCUCUGACGGAAUUUAUCAAAUAUCUCGGCCGAGAAGGCCUUUGCCGCGUUGAGGAAAAGGACGACGGACUCUAUGUUGCCUGGAUCGACCGCUCUCUGGAGGCCGUUCGCCGAGCGGAUGCACUUAAGAAACGAGACCAAGCCGAUGCUGCGAGCAAGAUUAGAGAAGACGAUAUCAUCAAGGCCCAGAUGGAACGGGCACAAACGAACCGAAACCCAUCUCCAACCGCCACCUCAAUCUCAAUGUCCCCUCCCACUGAACCCGAUCCUACAGUUGCAUUUCAGCUGACAACCGAUAUCAAAGGAACACCAAAGAACACGGGAGGUUCAGCCAAGGAGACCAACGCCUUCAAGUCGGCAAAGCGGGACUUUUAA